AUGGGGGAAGCAGAGAGCAGGGGAAUUGAAGCCAGCAGUGCUGUUAAAGACGACUUGUUCGUGAGCUUCUUUCGCGAAUCAUGGCCGUAUUUUCUGGCACACAGAAACAGCACCUUCGUUCUUCUAAUUUCUGCUGAAAUAGUUGAUAGCCCUCAUUUGGAUCCCAUUCUCAUGGAUAUUUCUUUGCUUCAUGGACUGGGAAUCAAGUUUGUUUUAGUUCCAGGGACCCAUGUCCAAAUCGACAAGCUUUUGUCUGAAAGAGGCCGUGAGCCCAAAUAUGAUGGUCGCUAUAGAAUCACAGACUUUGAUUCUCUCAAGGCUGCAAUGGAUGCAGCCGGGAGAAUUAGUAUUAUGAUUGAGUCAAAGUUAUCGCCUGGACCUUCCUUAAGCGGUGUCCGUAGACAUGGAGACAAUAGUCGGUUGUAUGACGGUGUUAGUGUUGCUAGUGGUAAUUUCCUAGCAGCUAAGAGAAGAGGUGUUGUUGAUGGAAUUGAUUACGCGUCAACUGGUGAAGUUAAGAAAAUAGAUCUUUCUCGCAUUCGUGAGAGGCUAGAUGAAGAUUGUAUAGUGCUUCUUAGCAAUCUCGGUUAUUCAAGUUCUGGAGAAGUAUUAAACUGCAACACAUAUGAAGUUGCUACAGCUUGUGCAAUGGCGCUUAGAGCUGAGAAACUUAUUUGCAUCAUAGAUGGACCAAUUCUGGACGAAUGUGGGCGUCUUAUUCGAUUCUUAACUCUUCAAGAUGCAGACAUGUUAAUUCGAAAGCGAGCUAAGCAAAGUGAGACGGCUGCUAAUUAUGUAGAAGCAGUUGAUCUGGAAGAUUUCAACGGUCUUGGAUAUAUUAACUCAAAUGGAACAGUCCCAUCGCAAAAAGAGGAGGCCUUUACUAAGAGGUAUACUCCAAUAUUUCAGAAUGGAGUAGGUUUUGAAAAUGGCAAUGGACUUUGGUCCAGUGAACAAGGUUUUGCUAUUGGAGGUCAAGAAAGGCUGAGUAGAUUAAAUGGUUACCUUACAGAAUUAGCUGCUGCUGCUUUUGUUUGCAGAGAAUUGUUUCAAAGAGAUGGGGUUGGCACAAUGGUGGCCAGCGAUCUUUAUGAAGGAACCCGAAUGGCCAGGGCAACAGAUAUUUCAGGAAUAAAACAACUUUUGCAACCUUUAGAAGAGUCUGGCACAUUGAUAAGGAGGACUGAGAAAGAGCUACUUGAAGCAUUGGAUUCAUGUAUAGUUGUCGAAAGGGAAGGUCAAAUCAUAGCUUGUGCUGCCCUUUUUCCUUUCUUUGAAGAGAAGAGCGGGGAGGUUGCUGCUAUUGCUGUUUCUCCUGAUUGUCGUGGCCAAGGACAGGGAGACAAGUUACUUGAUUACAUCGAAAAGAAGGCAUCUUCCCUUGGAUUGCAAAUGCUUUUCUUACUGACAACUCGCACAGCAGACUGGUUCGUAAGGCGUGGGUUUUCCGAGUGUUCCAUUGAAUACAUUCCUGAGGUGAGGAGGAGGAAGAUCGAUCUAUCUCGUAAAUCUAAAUAUUAUAUGAAGAAGCUACUACCUGAUAGGAGUGGUAUUUGGCUGAAUGGUAUUUAA
Molecule: messenger RNA, 1572 nt
Organism: Fraxinus pennsylvanica
Lineage: Eukaryota; Viridiplantae; Streptophyta; Magnoliopsida; Lamiales; Oleaceae
Source: the annotation of a GenBank genome assembly